Messenger RNA from Anguilla rostrata (American eel), 7651 nucleotides. RefSeq names its product SIX homeobox 5 (gene six5). Gene Ontology annotation, molecular function: DNA-binding transcription factor activity, RNA polymerase II-specific; RNA polymerase II cis-regulatory region sequence-specific DNA binding. Bases 70 to 3006 code for a protein of 978 amino acids. Lineage: Eukaryota; Metazoa; Chordata; Actinopteri; Anguilliformes; Anguillidae. Gene Ontology annotation, cellular component: transcription regulator complex; nucleus. The record is from RefSeq and is a predicted model, not a curated record. Gene Ontology annotation, biological process: regulation of transcription by RNA polymerase II. The transcript has 3 exons.
GUAGACGGAGAGAAGGGGAAAGAGUGCGAAGGGGAGGGAGGAGGAACUACAGAAAAAGUUAGUCUAAAAAUGGCUUCCUUUUCUUUGGAGGCAGGAGUAGAAACUGAAAACUCCUCACCAGAAUCGGCUCCGGAACCGGGGAAGUUGAAAGAAGAGAAUGCGGACCCCGACGACGAUUCAGAGCAGUUGUUUGAAACUUUCGAGAGCUCUGCGCUUAGCUUCUCGACCGACCAGUUAGCAUGUCUGUGCGAGGCGCUUCUACAGGCGGGCAAUGUGGAUCGCCUGUGCAAAUUCCUCUCCUCCAUCCCUCCGACGGCCGACCUGCUACGUGGCAACGAGACCCUAUUGAAGGCCCAAGCACUGGUCGCUUUUCACCGGGAGGAAUUCAAGGAGAUGUACGCGAUUUUGGAGAGCCACUACUUUCACCCCAGCAACCACGGGUUCCUUCAGGACCUUUACUUACAGGCGCGCUACAAAGAGGCAGAGAGGUCCCGGGGUCGUACUCUGGGCGCAGUUGACAAGUAUCGACUGAGGAAGAAGUUUCCCCUGCCAAAAACAAUCUGGGACGGAGAGGAGACCGUGUAUUGCUUCAAGGAGAAGUCCCGCAACGCGCUUAAGGAAUGCUACAAGAGCAAUAGGUAUCCGACACCAGACGAGAAGAGAAACUUGGCGAAAGUAACCGGACUCUCUCUCACUCAAGUCAGUAACUGGUUCAAGAACCGUCGCCAGAGAGAUCGAACCCCGUCCGGUGCCAACAGUAAAAGUGAGUCUGAUGGAAAUCACAGCACAGAGGACGAGGCCAGCAGGGGUGGUCUGGAAGACAUCACCUUGACACCUGUCGCCCACGACAACCCCGGAUGUACCACAGCCUCCCUCAUCUCCCUCUCUGGCACUCCCUGCAGCUCUGGAGGUCAGCUGCUCCUCAACGGUACCGGUGGUUUUCUCACCACCUCUCACCCGCUUCUCCUUAAUGGAGGCUCCCUGCUUUCGGGGCCCGGAGGGGGGGUCAUCAUCAAUGGGCUUACCCUGAGCGACGGGCACACCAUCCCCCUGAGCCCAGUAAUGGGCAACCCUCCUCUUCUCCUCAACGGGGCCCAGAUCAUACCCAAAAUAACCGGGGGCGUGGACCUGGGUCCCGAGGACCAGGCCGGGACCACCCAAGCUGCCCUGCCCGCCAUCGUCCUGAACCCCGGCGUCAAUCCCAGCACUGCUGUGUCUCUCCCGCUGCCGGUAGACACCAAGCCGACCUCAAGCAGUGCUGGAGCCACGGUCAUCGCCACCGUCGAGUUCAUCAGCUCCUUGGCUGUGCAAGAUGGCCUGACUGUGAAGCCUGAAGGCGAUGCCCAGACCCUGUCCCCCACUUCUGCCUCCCCAGCCACCCUUCCCUCUUCUGCCCUGGUCCAGACCAGCAGGCCAUCCGAAACCCCUGCCCACACGGUGGCCCGAUCCCAGCAAGGCCAGGUGGUGCCCAUGCCUGCCCAGAACCCGGAGAUGGUGGUGUUUGCCACCGCUGGGUCCCAGCUGACCCCCAGUAGCCAGAUCUGCCAGGUGGUCUCCUCGUCCUCUGGCCCCGUGCCCCAAGUGCUGUCUCUGCCCCAGGUGGUCCCCUCUAUCCAGGGUGUUCCCGUGUCCCAGCUGGUCCAGCACCAGGCUGGCUCGCAGGUCUCUCCGUGCCCCCAGCUGGUGCCUGUGUCACCCCUCACCGCGCAGCUCCCCCACGGGACCCCCGUCCCACAGUUCCAUCCUCAGACCCUCCACAUCGCCUCCCGCCUGGCCCCGGCCCAGCAGCUGCUUGGGUCCUCCACCCCAGGCGAGGGUGCCGCAUCCAUCUCCCAGCAGGUGCAGGCAGGGCUGGCGCUCCAGCUGGGCGACCAGCCAGCCCCGGCCACCACCCCUCUGUCCACCCAAAUACCCGGGACCCAGAUCAUCCCCAUCUCCUCCCCGACGCAGGUUGUCCCUGCGGCAUCCCAGACGGGCCAGGCCACCGCGACCCACCUGGUCCCCCUGUCGCUACCCCAGCUGGUACCUGUGUCCUCUGUGCCUUCCGCCUCCUUCCCCCAGGUGGUGCCAGCCUCCCCCUCCCUCUCUUUCUCCUCGCCCAGCGGGGCCUUUCAGAUCCUGACCUCCAGCACAGGGCCCAGCAUGGGUGUGGCCCAAGGGGCAUUCAGGGUCAACCAGCUGGGGCCACUGCAGACUGUGGGGGCCCCUGCCGGCGGUGCCUCGGGGGUCCAGUUCCUGAACUCUGCACCCCAGUUCAUUCAGCUUCCUGCAGGCUCCUCUGCGGGGAAUCUAGUCCUUGCAGGAGGGAUGGGUGGCAGUCCCAUUCUCACUGGCCUCAGCAUCCAGCAAGGCAAGCUGGUCCUGACCAUCCCAGCAGGAGUCCAGUUUGCCAACCUGCCCAUCAAGUCUGGCCUGGAAGAAGCCUCCAUCGCUGCCAGUGUUGCCCCCAGCAACGGGGGCUUGCCCCUCACCCCCAUCAUCUCUCUUGCGCCCACCCCUGCCCCAGCCCCUGUCUCUUCCUCAGCCUCCCCCACCCUCUCCUCCACCUCCUUUCAGACUCCAGAAGUCUCCCUCGGGUUCAUUGGCUCGUCUGCGCUCUACUCCAGUCCUGAGCCGGGGGCCCCUGCCACGCCCGCCUCGGGCGGGGCCUCCCCGCCCACUCCGCAGCAGGCGCUGAGCCCCGAGAGUCUCCUGUCCCGCAGCCCCGCCUGCCCUGUCUCCCUGUCGGCCCCCGCGCAGCUCCCCCCCUCCGCCUGGAGCCCUGUGUCCCUGCCGGGGGCCGCUGGCCUGGCCCUAUUCGACGUCCGCGGGAAAGGGGAACUGGGAGAUGAGCAGGGCCUGCUGGGACUGGCCGGCAGUGAGGGGCUCCUCCUUGGGACCUCCCCUCUGGAUGGGGAUGUCGGGGGUGCGCCGAGGGGGCUGGAGGACUCUGAGGACGCGGACGGGGAUCCCAAGAUCCUCACCCAACUUCAGUCUGUGCCGGUGGACGAGGACUUGGUUCUGUGAUGCGGUUUUCCAGAGGGCUGCCCCUUUCUCAACCUCUUGUCCACAUCCUCUUCCCCCCCUUACCUCCCUCCCACCCUAAUCCACCCACCCCCCCAAAAUCCAAACCACCUGCAGCUUUGCCGGUCAUCCAGACCUGGGCAGUUUGGUGCACGAACACAAAGACCUGAGGUGUAGGGUCCCCUGGGACAAGAAAUGAGUGCAAUAGAGGAGGAAGAAGGGAGAGGGUCAUGCUCAGCUGACAGAGGGCCACAUAGGAAGUUGAGGCUUGUGGGGGCAAGAACAGUGGUUCACCAGUACUGUUUGGAUGUCAUGUGACUUUGAUACUGGAGGUAGAGACUCCAGUUUUGGGGGUUUGAGAGUGGACAACCUCACUCUUUCUCUUGCUCAGCAAGGGAAAAACAUCAGCUGCCAUUUUGGCAGUGGCCAAGACACUCCAAUAGGGGAAGUUUGAGGUGUUCCUGCUUCCUGCCUUUUUUUGUGUACUACCAAGUUUUGAGUGCCUUUUUGGGUGUCCCCAAAUCAAUCAUGGAGAGCCCUGAUUGGGGCGUGAUGAUUCUUUUAAAUGCAGGCAACAAAGCCUCGUUGUGCCACAUGGACAAUCCCUGUUACUGAAGUUUUGUAGAAAUUUGUAAGCCGUGGAGGCUUUUUGAUUCCCGUCCAUCGCCUGUCAAGCCUCCUUAAAACCCGAGGGGAACUAAAGCUGUGAGAUCUCAUCGGAUGCCUGCGUGGACAAAGCACGGCAGUCACAGGCCUCGUCAGGCUGUUUCUGAAAGGUGUGGAAACGCAGGUGUUGAACAGGCAGGUGCUUUGCGUUUGUUGGGCUGCGUAGUGUCUCUCGGGCAAAUAUCUGCACCUAGCUCCUUAACAGGCCAGUGGUGGUGCUCAAGGAAAGAAGCGGGACGGUGUUCCCAGGAGGGUGGGACACCGGUGGGACACAGGCCCCAUGUUCUGAUGUCGUGGGGGCUACGUGUGCCAUUUCAAAGGUUCAUAUUCCACCUGGCUGAGUCGCCCACAUCUGAGGCCUCCUGUCUUCGCUUCUGUCGAGCAAGCGGCCCUGUUCACACUUGGCUAUGACCUCCUGGCUGAUACUGAGAUUAUGAGAUUACCAAGAAGUUCCACAUGAGCAUAAGGUUUCUCUUUGAGUUCAUCUUGGAUUUUCUCUUCAGAUACUUUUGUAUAUCUUUUUGAUGCCGAUAUUGACAUGCACAAAACUAAAACAAAACACUACAUUUUUUUAACACUAUGCAAUCAAACACAUGAAUUAGUUUUUCUAUACAGGUCUAUAUAACUAGCAAUACGUCUUUUAAUAUUAUUGCUUUUUUUCCACAUGUAUAAGGAUGUUCCUUAGAAAUAGCAAGUGCCUUUUGUCCCAGGGUCCUUGGGUUGCUAUGUAAAUGCAGUCUUUAUAUUUCAUUUUCUAGUUUGUACAUUAAUGGCCUAAUUACUUGGCUGAGUUCUUCUACGGUUUAAAUCAAACCAACUUGCUAAUCUUAUUACAAUUUUAUCAUGAGAUUUUAUCUGAGUUCCAAAAUUGUAAACAGUGUGAGUAAUACUCAUUCCAUUAGCCCACGGGACUCAAAUUCUUCAGUGCACUUCACAUCAAGAGAAAUUCACUCCAGUAUGUAUGAGUGAUAGUGACAGUGCCCCAGACACAGCUCUGUAUGGAGCCUCACACUACUAACGGUGAUUAAAAUAAGGUAUUAUCCCUACUUGUUCGAUUGCCAUUGCUGUUCUUAGGAAGAAACACUCCAGCUAGGGUACUGUUUUAACUGAAUGCUGAGACUUGCAUGUGUGUGAUCUGUUUUCAUGUGUAGACUCCUUUAGAAGGGUAAAAAUGUAAUUUUCAAAAAAGAAACCUAGCCCAAAACACGGGAGUGUAAUGUUGAAUGUGGUCGUGAAAUGAAAUGGUUGUUUAUGGUCAUGUUACAGAACAAGAAAAGCAUCAUCUUCAUGCAGAACGUUUGAUUCAUUGUACUGUAAGAGCUCUAGCUGUUUUUACAUCUGUAGACAUAGACGCAUGUCCUGCUUUAACACACAGUUACAACGUCAGUUUCUUGAAUGCCAUAGGAUGAUAACUCUUAAAUUCUGCUCUGUACAGUAGGAUAAGAUGAUGUUUUCUGAUCACUGCAUGUCAUGUAGUUGGGAUCAGUGUGGCUUUGCGUGGCUUAUUUCUGGGCACAUUCUGACCCAAGUGACUGAUCCAGGAUCUGCUCACCUCCCCUAAUCAGAACCACAGCAUUUCUUCAUUCAGAGUGGAUAAAUAUGCAAACAUUACCCACUCUAGAUGCAGCAAUGCUAUGGUUGCUGGCAGGACCAGUGAUUUGGGCAGAAUCUGUCUGGCUUCACAAAUUGGCUGCAAACGCAGGACAUGCUCUGAUGUAUCAAUAUCUUUCACUAGUUUCUGCUGCUACCAUUCUGAACCCCCCCCCCCCCCAACCUCACCCACCAAGGGAAAAUAUGUGGUACCCAUGUUGACACUCCAGUUAAUGGGAAAUCACUUUUCUGACAUGUUGCACUUUGACAAACUGUGCAGUUUACUUGCAUCUUUUUAUUUCAGGAAGUCAGCCUAGUGUCUCCUCUUACUUUCUUAGACACGUAAGCAACAGGUUAUAUUCUGUUACAGUGUUUUAGCAACAUUAGGACAAUGUUUUGGGUUCCCUGGGUCACUGUCUGCUAGAAGAGAAUGCUUGUUCAUGCCAAUUUUGGGAAUGUAUCCUAUUUGGCAGCCCCUUUAAACUUCAGCAUGUGCCUGUGUACUUAUGACAUGUAGCUUAUAGUUGUACAUAGCAAGCAUACUAUUCCUCAGGUGUAGUUAUAUAUUACCACAUUCUGUGUGUCUUUUAAAAAUCAAUCUUUACUCAGAUGUCACAUGCUUGCAUAAAUCUGUUUUUGUUGGUAAAGAAGCCCUGGGCCUAAUUUAGCAUUAUGAAAUUUUCGGUUUGAAUAUGACAUUGUUAUGGAUUUUAAAAUCUGCCUAUCAUGGUCUUUCAAAUUUGAAGGUUAAAUGUGAAUCACAAUCGCAUCUACUUUCUACUUUUUUAGAAUACAGGUUUUGAAGGAGAACUUCAAAUGUGUGUGUGUGUGUGAGAGAGAGAGAGUGCGUGCGUGCGUGUGUGUGUGUGUGUGCGCGUGUGUGUGUGCGUGUGCAUGUGCGCAGACCUAGGGCAAUGACUGAACCAGUGUAAUUUAGGGAAGUGGACAUUAAGUCUGACUCGCACUCCGGAAACUGUAUAAAAUAUGAGCACUAAUUAUGUGAAGCAUAGGCUACGUUCAGACUGCAGAUAAGUGGCCCAAUUCCAGGUUCUCCCCUUAUGUGGUAGUUGGAUGCGAUUAGAACAGUAUACAAAGAAACCACAUAGAGUCGUAACUUAAUAUAAAAUAAAAUUGGAUAUGUAGCCUUGUGACUCAAAGUUCAAAUUGUUUUAUCCACGCAUGCAAAGACAUGAUUGGUACAGAAGGGCAUGCCCUGCCCAAUUGGAGGUAUGAACGUGAACAGUCCGACUUAAAAAUCGGGCUUGAGGAACAAAUUGGAGUCGAGCAUUAAGGCCUGCAGUCUGAAUGUAGCCGUAGUGUCUGGUUUAAAACGGUUCAUCUGUUUAAGGUUCAGGCCUUCUGGACCACAACUGCACAAUACAGCUGUUAAGCUUUACCUCCAACCAAAAAAAAAAAAAAAAUCUAAAAUCUUUUCAUUUUCUUUUAUUGUGUGUCUUCUAAACUUGCAUUACAAGCAGGCGUCAAUCUGUUUCUGGCUGGAAUUCAGAACAUCACGACGAAAGUGUCUUCGCAGGGAAGUGUUUUGGCCUGUAGCCUGAUGACUGCAGUUUCAUUUUCAGCUUCCUCCACGUGCGAUUUCGCUUUCUAAAAUACUCUAAUCCCAACGGGAUCACCAAACAAACCCUUAGUAUUGACUUUUUUUUCCCGGAAACCUUGUUCAUUCUCUGUUGUAAGGUCAACUAAUUUUCUAUGGAAACGUAUACAUUUUAUAUGCAUAUAUACUCUAAAUAGGACAUUAACACUUGUAGGAUGUUUGCCAAAGGUUUAAGUUGUAUCUUUGUGAAAUGCAUAUUGUAUUUUUUUGUAUUGAUAAGUGUAUGAGUGGGUCUCCCAAGCCCCAGGGCUCUUGGACUUGAUUGGGAGACCAUAGACAUGAGCUUCUGUGCCUCAUGGCAUCCCAUCCUUGCUGGUUUAUUUGCUGCAAAAGGAAGAGAGAAUCUGUUACGGCUGUGUCUGCUCCUGUGCGCUCGCGUUCCUGUGGGGGUUUGGACGUUUUUUUCCCCAUUUUGUUUGAAUGGCAUUUGUGAAUUUACCUUUUGUUUGAGUAUGCCACCAUCUACCUUUCUCAUGUGCACUCUUGCUCAUUCUCGCUCUCUCUCUUCCUUUUCUCACGCGCACCGACACAUGAAACCUCCAGCUGUUUAACCAAAGUUUUCUAUUUCACUUUUAAUAAAGGGAUUCAUUUUGAGGAAAGAGGAAAGGUGUUCUAUGGUGAAAACACCUCAAUUUUCUAUUUUCUUUUUUUUUUUUUUACUCAAAGGUAUUUUAUUUUUAUAAACCAUUUUAUGACAUUGUAAUAAACAUUUUAAAUGAACCUUUAAACAUUUUUAAUGUCUGUGUUGUGAGUUUUAAUUAAAAGCGGUCACAUUAA